UUCAGAAGAGGGAGGGGGCAGCUCCUCUUGAGUCAGUUUCAGGAGAAGGGAGGGGAGGAAGGCUUCGUCAGUUUCAGCAAAGGAGGGCCAACCUCUUGUCAAUUUCAGAGCCAGGGGAGUCGUGCGAAAGAAAGAAAGAAAAAGAAACCAACAACUUUGGUCUCUGAGCGGCUCGAGAAGAAGCCAGAGAGAGUUUUGUGGGCUAGGCUGAGCAAGGGGAAAUUGGGGGCGCGCUCCCUCGCCCUGUUUCCCCUCUCUUAGACGUCGACACGAGGCAGACCGAGAUCUUCCCAUCUCUUUUCCCUGGGAAACCACAGCCAGGAAGAGCAAAUCGGGGGUGUAGCGGGGGUCAUCAGAACUUUUUUUUUGGGAGGGGGGUAAGGGAAGGAAAGGCAAGAGAGAGCCGGAUCGCUUUUGCGUUUGUGGGUGCUGGUGAGCCAGGGUGGGUGGGGGGGUCAGCAGGCGCCCUGGAGCCCCCCACCUCCGCGAUGGACGCUGUGGCAGCCUUCGGCAUGGAUAAGCAAUUUGCCCCGAACCCGGUGCGGAUUUUGGACCCUCCGGACAACCCCCAGGCUCGGAAAAACUUCAGCGUCAGCCACCUCCUGGAUUUGGAGGAAGUUGCCGCCGGCAUGAAUGGGGCAGCCAAGGAAUCCGGCGCAGAGGCGAGGGAGAGCGGCAAGGGCGGGCCGGACCCCUCUGGGGGCAGCAGCGGGAGCGAAGGAGGAGGCGCCCUUCGGGAAGGGAUGUAGUUUAAAAGUACAUGAACACCUGCCAAAAUCAAGGAUUUCAUCAAUACAGUGAAAGAGGUACUGCUCUAACAUUUGUUUUCCUCUUUCCUCCCCGUUUGUAUUUCCUUUUGUGUUGUGCCUGUUAGAAUUUUAGCCUGAAGGCAGGAACGGUUUCAUCUUUCAACAUACAGGACAGUAUUUAGAAAAUGCUAGAGCUUUACAAAGUGUUGAAUGAUGCUAAUGACGUCCUUUGCUCCUCAGUUUGCAUUGCAACCAGCUUGGGCUUUAUCCAUUUAUUAUUUCCCCCUUAGUAUCUAAACACAACAUGCCAGCACAGCACAUCCCUUUCGCUCCGCCCUGAGCCACCUUCUCCAGAUUGCAUAUGCUGCUAAAAACACAAUUUCAGUUGCAGCUAUUCUGCAAUAAUUGCAACCAGAUCCGCUGUGAGAUGAAAAUAUCCUAUUAAACAUUAGAACACCUAACAGAAGGCUUAAUUUCCCAGUGGGCCUGGUUGUAAUUAUUAGAGAAUAGCUACAACUUGCACACAUUUCGAAAAAAAGAAAAGGAAACACCAC
Molecule: messenger RNA, 1303 nt
Organism: Podarcis muralis (Common wall lizard)
Lineage: Eukaryota; Metazoa; Chordata; Lepidosauria; Squamata; Lacertidae
Source: RefSeq, a predicted model, not a curated record